Messenger RNA from Phytophthora sojae, 2889 nucleotides. RefSeq lists its product as hypothetical. Gene Ontology annotation, biological process: proteolysis. Bases 1 to 2889 code for a protein of 962 amino acids. NCBI's taxonomy places the organism in Eukaryota, Oomycota, Peronosporomycetes, Peronosporales, Peronosporaceae. The transcript is spliced from 6 exons. The record is from RefSeq and is a predicted model, not a curated record. Gene Ontology annotation, molecular function: cysteine-type peptidase activity; zinc ion binding.
AUGGCGCGCACCCCCAAGACGGCCCAUAUCAAGGCGCAGAUGGCCGAGCGGGCGCGGCAGGAGGAGGAGGCACGCAGGAAGGUGACCAGCGCGCGCACCAGAUCGCAGCGAUCACAGGCGCUUCAGGAUGUCCGCGACUCACGGGCCACGCAGUUCGGCCCUCAUGCGACUGCAGAAGGCGACUCAUCCACUGGCGAUGAAGAGGAGAAAGCGGCCGAAGAGGAAGAAGAUGUCGCAGAAGAAGAGGAAGAAGAAGAUGAUGAAGAGGAAGAAGACGCCGAAGAUGCAGACGAAGAGGGAGAAGAUGCAGACGAAGAGGAAGACGGAGAUGAAGAGAAGAAAAAGAAGAAAGCAGCUACCAAGGGCGGGCAGCGCCAAGGGAAGAAGCGCACCGUUUCCAACGUUGAAGACGAGGACCUGGUGCACGUUCUAGCGUUCAAGGCCCAGCAUGACUCGUGGCCCCUGCUUGAUGUCAGCCUACAGGAGUACAUGGAUGCGACACGACAGAAGAUCGUCAUCGAGGAGGUCAUCAACGUGGCUCGCCGCAACGCAGACUUGCGUAAGCAGGUCCGCUUCCGAGGGCUUCCUGACACAGAAAUUCCUCUCGUGCCCGACGAGUGGGAGCCCUAUCAGCGGAAGUACAUCUGCACACACGGCUGGAAGGAGCGUGAGAGAUCGACGGGGAAGAGGACGUCGCACAAGCUCCGCCGCACUGAGUGUCCGUUCCAGAUGCUUGCACAAAUCGUCCUUCGCCGAGAUGGAAAGUUGGGCAUCGUCAUGAAGCGAGAAGUCUACAGCCACAACCACCCCAUUUCCGACGACAUCUACAGGUCUUACCCAGGUAUUCGCCAGGUUCCUGCCGAGUCUCCGCUCAUGCCCGGAAUCGAGCUCCUGUGGCUUCAUGAAACCAUCAAGAAAUCGCAGACCUAUGGAGCCUACGAAGCAGAAGUUUUGACGCAGAUGAAGCACACCAUCACGAACAUGACAUACUCCAGAACUGAGGAAGACUAUGUGCGGCAUCGGGAUGAGUUCAAGAGUCUGGCCUCGCGGAAUGGUCGUGUGGAGCUAUGGGAGUAUUUCGACAAGAACUGGAAUGCGUGCCAAGAGAUGUGGGUGAUGGCAUACCGUGUCGAUUUACCACACUUCGGCAAUCACACGAAUAAUCGUGUCGAGAGCCUAUUCGGUAAGCUGAAGCGAAAGCUGAAAGGCCAUCUAACUAUGCGCGCUAGUCUGGAGGUGCUUCUGGAAUAUCAGCGCCGUAAAGAAGAAGCCUAUCGGUCCAAGGUCGGGAUGCCGGGUACCCUGAGAGACGCCUCGUACCCUGAGGAGUUGAACGUCGCUCUGGGCAUGACCACGAGGUGGGUAGUAGCUGCUCUGAAGACACAAUUUGACAUUGCUACGAACCCCGGGGUUGUCGAUACCUACGCUUUCAAGGACAAUGGCGCUACGAUCACCGUACAAAGCGAGGAGAACGAGUAUCUCCUCGAGAAGGAAGGCAGGGUGUGCGACUGCGAGUUUUCGCAGACUACGAAGCUUCCGUGCAGACAUGCAAUGGUCUACAGAAAAGUGUGUGGAAGCCCCUUCAUCAUCCCAUUCUCUUCCAUUUCGUCCAGGUGGUUUGGACAGAAUCGCAUCUCGCAACAGGACUUGAUGGAGGUGGAAAAUCCGUUCGUUGCUAAGCUCUACAAAGGGCAUCCAGCUGCGAGCGCUGGCAGUUUGAGUGAAGCCGAGAAGUAUCGGCGUUCGCAGCAGGCGUUUGGUCGAAUCAGCAGCGAGCUUGUCCGGUGCGAUGACACUGUGUUCGAGUCUGCGAUGAAGCAGAUUGAUAAGUGGUGGUACGACUUACGUCAAGGGAAGUUUCCGCUGGUGCAAGCUGAUGCAGACUUCGUCGACGAUUCGGGCCCCGAUCGGGUUGGCGCUAGUGGUGGCGGGGCCAACAGUAUUAGCAGUGAUAGCCACGGAGGCGGUGGAGGUAGCCCAGGAACGGGGGGUACGAAUGAUCGUCCUAGUGCUUCUGGUGGAGAGGAUGCAGCUCACGAAAAAGGACCAGAUGACGACGAAGACGAACCCCCGACUCAAGUGACAGCCUCCGCCCAGGAAUCGGUGCAGCCAGGCAAAGGCUCAAAGGUUCGACUGACAAACAAGAGGCGUGUCGGUCGACCACGGUUGAAUCGUGCUCAGAUGAGAGAGAAGGCAGCAUUGGCGCUGAAAGAAUACAACAAUGGAAUGAAACUCAGAGCUCUACUACGAGAUAAGGACGUGACGGAAGUGGCAGCAACGCUGGAAUUGAUUAAGCCAGGUGUCCGCGAGCUCAGCUCGGUUGUGCGCUUCCGACUACCGGAGUCCGUCGUUGAAGACGCUCUAGCUAAACUGAGAGGUGGUUUGGCAAAAGGGGAGGAGAUUGAGCUGGACAGUGAUGGAGGGGUGACACGCGAAACGGAAGGUUACGUGGUCGCCAUUGAGAAAAAGGGUAAGAUGGGGAAGCACAUACUCGCACCAACGUCGCUGGACGAGGUUGCUAGUGGUAUUGAGGCGCAUGCUUUUGUAUUUAUGCCGGUCAAUUUUGGUGGAGUUCAUUGGGGAUACAUCGUAGUGAACCGUGAAGCGCGGCUAGUGAAGACGUAUGACAGCAUGGGUGGGAAGAGAAACAAGAAACGGCUUAAGAAGAUGGCAAGCGAGCUCCUUGCAGGCCCCCUUGAGGAUGAAGCUUACAGCGACAUCGAAGUGACGGAGCCGAAGCAGACAGAUGGCGAUAGCUGCGGGGUGUUUGCGUGCCGUCUAUUGUGGACGUGCGUUGACAGCGAAGUGCCAAGUGAUGUGUCUCCCAGUGGCGUCACCAAGCUGCGUUGGGCAAUGCUGCACAAGAUCACCACGAUGAAGCGUAGCUAG